This is a messenger RNA of Bolinopsis microptera, 2243 nucleotides long. RefSeq names its product DDB1- and CUL4-associated factor 7-like. The record is from RefSeq and is a predicted model, not a curated record. The transcript is spliced from 11 exons. Bases 66 to 1253 code for a protein of 395 amino acids. Gene Ontology annotation, cellular component: nucleus. Lineage: Eukaryota; Metazoa; Ctenophora; Tentaculata; Lobata; Bolinopsidae. Gene Ontology annotation, molecular function: protein binding.
AUAACUAUAAAACCUGUUGUGUAGGAUGUUAUUGUUCCCUGAUCAAGGUUGACUCCUAAUCUGAUAUGAACUCUUUGAUGGGCCACGGCCCGCACAUGAGCGGAGGUCAAAAUAAGCAGACUCCUUUUCAGACACCUUCUUUGCCAACAGCUUCUCUAAGACAAAAUCCACCGGGAAUGAUGGCUCCGGGCCAGGGUGGACAAAUGAUGCCCUCAUCUGGGGGUAAAAGGAAGGAGAUUUACAAAUACGAUGCGCCCUUCACACUCUACGCUAUGAGCUGGAGCAACCGUCCUGAUAAGAAGUAUAGACUUGCGCUGGGCAGUUUCAUAGAGGAGUACAGCAAUAAGGUUCAGAUAAUUCAGCUAACUGACGAAGAAAACGGCGAGUUUAAAGUGAAGGGUAGUUUUGACCACCCCUACCCUACUACUAAAAUACUGUGGAUCCCAGAUACGAAAGGAGUGUGUCCAGAUCUGUUAGCGACCAGCGGCGAUUAUCUCAGAAUAUGGAAAGUCAGCGAAAAUUCAGGGGAAGUCAAACUGGAAUCUUUACUCAACAAUAACAAGAACUCAGAUUUCUGUGCACCAUUGACGUCAUUCGACUGGAACGAGUUAGAUCCUAAUCUAGUUGGCACCUCCAGCAUUGAUACAACAUGCACUAUUUGGGGCUUAGAGACAGGACAAGCGAUAGGAAGGAUAGACAACAACAGCGUAACAGGAAUGGUCAGGACGCAACUGAUAGCUCAUGAUAAAGAGGUGUUUGACAUCGCGUUCAGCAGGGCUGGCGGGGGUAGAGAUAUUUUCGCGAGUGUCGGGGCUGACGGCAGUGUUCGGAUGUUUGACCUCAGGCACCUUGAACACAGCACUAUUAUAUACGAGGAUGCACAGCAACAACCACUUCUCAGACUCUGUUGGAACAAACAAGAUCCUAAUUACCUAGCCACCAUGGCCACCGACGGACUAGAGGUUAUAAUCCUGGAUGUCCGAGUACCCUGCACUCCGGUAGCUACUCUCAAGAACCACACAGCUUGUGUUAACGGAAUCGCCUGGGCUCCUCACUCUUCCUGUCACAUCUGUUCUGCUGCAGAUGACCAGCAGGCGUUAAUCUGGGACAUACAGCAGAUGCCUCGACCCAUUGACGACCCCAUCCUGGCUUACCGAGCUGACGGAGAGAUCAAUCAGGUGCAAUGGGCAGCAGGUCAGCCAGACUGGAUAGCUAUUUGUUACAACCAAUCCAUGGAGAUCCUCAGAGUAUAGAACCCUCCUCAUGAUCAGACAUUCCACAAUUUUCCUGAUCGUUGAAAAAAGUGCAAUGCAGAGCAACUAACAGCUACUUGAGCUGAGAUUCUGAAGGAUUUUGUCAGCUGUGACUCGGAUCAAGUUAAUUCGACCGCAAAGUUUUGUAACUGCCACUUUUGAACAACGCUUCUACUAUAACCGCGGAGACACGGUCAGCCACUUGCUCUUUUACCAACAUGACAUGUCAGGGGAACUCGGGAGGUCUCCGUAUUUUCACCAUUCAGCUCGCUCUCACCCUUGUUAAACUUAACAUAUUAGGUGUUACUUUUGGGACAGAAGUGGUUGAAAGUAGAUUAAAAUUUCAAGUGCAUUUUUGAUACCCUGGUACAGUCAGCUACCUUUUUUUAUGUGCCUCUUUUAUACGCGGUUUUUGAUACCAAAGUCGUUUCUCACAAGUCACAAAGCCUAUAUCAGUUAUGGCAUUUUAAAUGGCGGAUGAAUUGAUAAAACCGAAAUGUGUAGAAAUAGCUCAGUUAUUUCAAGGCACCUCAUUUUAACGAUUUGAAAAGCUCAUUUUAAUGGCACUCAUCAGUGUAAUGUUAUAUGCGGAUUGCGAACCUACGUAACACGCAGUUUUUCGGUCGAUUUUUGAUACCUCGCGUAUAUAAUAGAUAUAACUGACUGUACUAUUUUCAUAGUUUCCUUAACCAGUUGAUGUUAUAUUUAGUCCAAGUUGACUCCUAGGGGAAUUCCUGGGAUUUUUAAUUGUUUUUAUUAUUUAAAACCCAGAAUAUGAUUUUGCUAGUACAUUUUUGGGCGUAUUGGAUUGGAUUUUCAUGCCAUUUAAUCAUUUAUUUACACCUUAACUUUAAACAUCAAGUUUCCUGAAUAACUUGAUUUAUCGACGAAAUCAAUCCAGCCGGCAGGGUCGUGAGGUAUCAUAUUAAAGAUUUAAAUAUUUAUAUGAAAUAUUGUACUGUAUAUUACUACAUACGUUAUUACCCGAAA